GUGCGAUUGAAUUUUAUAUUUUACUAGUAAAAUUAAUGUAACUUUGGUGUUUUUUUAAACUUAGUAUUUGGCGAGAAGAUCAUAACUGUUAUAUAAUGAAUGUGACAAAUGUAAAUAUUGUUCAUCAAAACUGUACUAAUCAAAUUAUUCGCAACAUGGGUGAUGUGAUUAGUAAAGAAAAUAUAAAUGAUUCCAAAUACAUGAAAAUGCCGGAAAAUCAUAUGAAUGCUUCGCCUGUUGAAAACAUGAGCAAAAUUCAAGUUAAUCCAAUUAUGGAUAAAAUUGUGACUACGAUUGACCUUAUCGAAUCUGAGGAAUCGAAAAAUGACGCCAAUGUAGCUGUAAAUGAGAAGGUUUCUGAUGCUAAAUGCAAUUCUGAAAUAGCAUUAGCCUCUUCAAACGAAAAUCAUAAUAGUGUUAGCCAAUGCUGUAAUAAGAGUGAUAAAAUAGAUUUUGAACAGUAUAAAGUGCUACAAGCUUUUAUGACUGAACUGCAAAGCAUCAUACAAGGACUUUACGAAGCUAAAUUAAAUGAUCUUAAAACUCUUUUAUGCACAUGUUGUAGCAACUCUACAUGUUCACCCCAUGAAAGGCCAGAAGACUUAUAUUUAGAUGAUGCAAUGGAUUACGCUAAUGAUAGUGAUGAAUGCUCUAAUUGUGAUGCAUGCGAAGCAACUCUAAAAGAAACUAAUUUAAGUAGUCAAUGUGGUUGUGUAGAUCCAUCAGGGUAUCCUCAUCACACCUCAAGGAAAUUACGUAAUCCAAAAUGUAUUGAUGCAAGAGUAGUAUAUCUAGUUGAAAGGUUAUAUGAAAACAAUCCGCAUAAAUUGUUCCAGCAGCUGGAAACACAAGUGCAUAACAUAAUAACAAAUUUAUAUAAUCAUCUAGAAACAUUUAUGAAAAAUCACAAUAAUGAUACCAAGCAUUCCAGACUUUUCAUUGAUCUUAUUUUGGAAUGCUAUCAAAAUCUAUGUUCUGCUGCCAAACGUGUUGCGCCUAUACUAAUGCAGUUACAAAGAGGUCACUUAUCAAAAUUUUCACUGACAUGGGAUCUAUUGAAUAGAAGUAUUUAUUUGGAAUGCAUUCAUAUGAAAAUGCAACCUUAUGUUCUAGAACUUAUAUCUCAGUGUCGACAAGUGCAAACUGGUGCUAAGCUGCAGAGAGAUGAUUUGGUACAACGUUAUAUAAAAUUAGAUGGUGAAAUGACUUUAAUCUCAGCAAUGUGGUAUGAUGUUAGUGCAAUGAUUGAAGAUUACAACAAUGAUCAGUUGGUAUCACAAGAUCAGCAAAAAAAAUUAGAUAAUCGAUAUCAGGUGUUAUUAGAUUUGGAAACAAAGCAUAAGAAGUUAAAAUUUCACAAGAUAAAGAGGUCUAAUUCAGAGCCAGUAGGCAUGCAAUCCCAGAAUAGUAACUCUAAUUUUGUUUUAACUUCUACUUGUAACAAGUGUUCCAAUGUCACAAAUGCAGGCUCUUCGUCUAAAACAUGUACAUACAGAGAAAACUGCCAAUGUUUUUCGCCUGACCUUUGUAUUUCUGAAGAAGUAAUACGCGUUUUAAACAAAGAGACAGAUGGCACUGUUGAUAGUACCAAUAUUAAAGCAUCUUCAACAGCACGUGGUGAUAUCGUGUACUUACCUGGAGAUGGCAAAAAACUAACCUCGAAAUCAAAUGUUGAAAAUAAAUCAUUGCUCAGCAAGGAUGCUUCAAAGGUUCUUUCUAAUCUUAAAUUGGAUAAUAGUGGAAAUCUUCAAACUAUAAAACCAACGAAACAGUUUAUCAUACCAAAUGAAAAUUUGGACGAUAUAAAUAUUACAGAUUGUAAAAAGCAUCACAAGGCAAAAGUUUUGCAAAAAAUUCCAAUUCACAGUCCGACAUGCAAUUCAGGAUUGAAUAGUUUAUCAUCUGGAGAAAAUAGUGCACCUACGAUUGCGCCAAAUGUCAAAUCCAAUCAAAUAUCCUCGUGUCCUAAACAUGGGAAAAGAAAACUUUACACGCCUGAUUGGGAAUCUAAAACAAGUUCCUCAGCAGGAAAUGUUAAACCUGAGACACCUCAUGGAAAUAAGUCACAUACUCAUGGACACAACUGUAAGAAAAGUUGCGGAGGUGAAGGCGAUGGCCAUGUUCAUUGGACGCCGAACACGCAUAACAAAGGAUGCGCAUGCUGUUACUGUUCUGUAUAUGAUGGAGCUCCGCCAAACACUUCAAGUCCUGUAAACAGAAAAUAUAAUGAAGCUCGUGAAAGAUUACGUGGUAAACUAAAUAAAACUAAGGCUUUGAAUACAGCAGCUUCUAAAAUCAGCGCUGAUGUAGCAUCUUCAGACUCAAAAGUUCCAAGUCGUGAGAGUUCAUGUCCUACCAGUACGGAAACUCGUGAUGUGAACAAACUUUUGGAAUGGAUUGAAGGUGCUACAAACAAACAGCAGAAAGAUCCAGCUAAGAAAGCAGAAAAAAAGGCCAGACAAAAACUUAAAAAGCUUGCUGACAAGGAGCGCGAAGAUGAAAUGGUGAUUACGCCAAGAAGUCCAGAACCUAAACAAAUGUAUAUCGCAGCAGAACCACUGAAAGUAAAAUCACAAAGUUGCAGUGACGGUAUGGUUAACAUCAGAUUGCUCACAUCUGAUGUUCCUAGAGUGGCUGUAACAGCUGUUGGUAGUUCUCCUGAUAAGAAUAAACUACUUUAUACCCUCAUAAAUGGCCAAAAAAUCAUUCCAGAAUCUGAAUCCCUGAAGAAAAAGAAGAAAAAGGGUAAACAAGAUGCUUCAGUAUCUGUCACAAAUUCAGAAUUACCUAUCUUAGAUGAAGUUAAGACUAAAAUUAAGCAAAAGAAAAAUGAUAAAAACAAUCAGCCUUCUAUAAAUAAUAUAAGCAAAAAGACUGAUGAUAAAAUAGUUAAAAGUAAUGUUAAGAAAGAUAGUAAGACUUCUAAUAAAUCUAAUAAAGAAAAUAUAAUAGAAACUGAUAGUUCUAAAACUUCUAAUAAUUCAAAACAAAAACUGACAAAUGUAAAUUUGAGCAAGAUACCAAAAUGCCAAGAUAAAUUUUGUCAGACUGAUGAUAAAUUAAGUUGCGCUAAUGAAAUCAUAGUGAAUAUUACUAAUAAUGAAAAGAAGAAUAGCAAGAAAGAUAAAAAACAAAAAGACAAAAAAGUUGUUAAAAAUAUAGAAGCUAAUAAUAUUAAGCAACAAAAACUGGAAGCUACUACUAAGUUAACUUCUAAUGUAAAAGACAAAGUUACAACAAAAAAUAAAAGUGCAAUAAAUGCUAAAUCAGAAAAAGGAAAAUUUGUUGAAAGCUUACCAAAGGCUUCUGAAAAAUCUGAUUACGAUCCAAAUUCAUCACAGGAGUGGAUAGAGAUCAAUAACAAGUCUCGUUCGAAUAAUAAUACUUCAAAGGUUAAUUCUGGAUUGAAUGAGACUGAAAAGAGCAAAAAAAAUAAUAAAUCUAAGAAAAACAAAAAUAAGCAAGAUCAGAGUCAAACUGUCAAUAAAACAUUAAAUAAAGCAUUUGAAAAUCUAAAUAUUUCAAGAGAUACUACAAUAGAGGUUACUAGAGAGAAUAUGAGCAAAUUGAAUAUAAAUAAUAUCAAUGGAGCAAAAAAAACAAUUUCGAAGAAUAGUAAUAUCAAUAAUGUAGCAGCUAAUUCAAAGAUACCAAGUGGAAAGAACAAUGAAUACAGUAUAAUGGAUCAACUGAAUCAGGGAAUUGGUGUUGAAAGGCUGAAACUUCCUCCUGGAAUUACCUUAACUAAAGUUGAUGCCGUCACUGCUUAUGCUAAUCAACAACGCAAAACUUUACAGGCAAGCAAUGCGUCCACUCUAUCUAAUGCUCCUAAAAUGCAAGAAUAUGCAAUGAUUAUAGCAAAUCCUGUACAAGCACCCCCCACAAAAGAUGAUGGCAAGGUACAUGUAGUUCCCUCGGCUGUUACAACUGGUACUAAAUCAAGUCGAAAGAGUCGCAGAAAGAACAAGAACCGUGCAUUGAAUUCUGAAAAUGAAUCUGGAUCAAAUAAAACAAAAGAGCCGAAAAUGAUCACUUUACGAAAUCCUUUGUUCCAAAACAACAUAUUUAAAUUAGGAUUGAAUACAUCAGAUCAGUAUAGUGCUGUGCAACCUGAACUGCCUUAUAAUCCUAUUCCGAUGCCUAAGCAAGCUUCUAUUACGCAAAACAAAGAUGGUAUGUUUACGAUACGUAGCCCCGCUCUGCAGCAUGCCAUGUCAACGGGAGUUACUAAUUUCAGACCACAUCCAUAUUCAGAAAUUCCAUCUCAAGAUGCCGAACACUUUUCUUAUUUUUCUAAUGCAGAAUCUAGCAAUUUAGUAGAUCAUUAUCCAAAUGAAAAUAUUAAUUUAGUGGAAAAUAAUUCUACUCAGGCUACAAACCAGCAAUUUGUUAAUAGAAAUAUUUUGCAAGAUAUUUCUUAUGAAGUCUGCACUCAAAACAAUGAUGUAAGCAACAAAAAUGACUCAGGAUUUAGAAGCUAUACAUCUUUUGGCAAUCAACAUAGUCCAAACUCAAAUUCUGUCGGUACUGAUGGUGAUAAUUUUUCAUAUUUUUCUCAAUCUAGCCAAAAUUCUUUACAAGAAGCAUCGAUGCAUAAUAAUCAAGUUAAUGACAACAAUAGAUUUUGCUCUAGUAGCAGUUCCAGUAAUAUGAAUCAGCAACCAUUUUCUCAUUCUUUUUCACAUAAUUAUCUCAGUGGGCAAAAUGUGCAAAGACUAAACAGUCAAGUGACGAUUCAUAAUAUUUCAGACUCUAUGUAUAAAUCCAGUUCCCAUGACUUAAAAGAGAAUGAUUGUGGUGUUGAAAUCACUAAAAUGCCUAAUAUGCAACAAAGCUAUGGUAAAUAUGGCAAUAUAGGAGAAGAGCUCACUCUUACUCGAUCACAUACUGUUAAUAAUCCAGUAGACUAUCAGUCAUACCCAUUUGCUAGUUUUGUUAAUGGGCAAACAAAUACAAAGACGCGGAAGGACUCUGAUCUUGUAGAUAAUAUAUUUGCACCAAACCAAAUGGUGAAUCUCAGUGAAUUAGAAUCAGAAGAGCGUGACAUUGAAUCUUUCAAAAGGUUUAAUUAUUACUUUGAGCCCCCAAAAAAUAAACCUAAAAUCAAUUUGAAUGUGAAUGACAUUGUUGUAAAGAAAAAGGCUUCAAGUGCAUCAGAGAAUGGUUCCAGUCAGAAUGAAUAUGUUUCGAAUUUGCAGAGGUAUCAAAUGAACAAUUGCUCACAGAAAAAAUUUUAAUUUUUUA
Ctenocephalides felis (cat flea) is the source of this 5244-nucleotide messenger RNA. RefSeq lists its product as uncharacterized. Lineage: Eukaryota; Metazoa; Arthropoda; Insecta; Siphonaptera; Pulicidae. The transcript has 22 exons. The record is from RefSeq and is a predicted model, not a curated record. Bases 96 to 5237 code for a protein of 1713 amino acids.